AAUUCUGUACUGAAUUAUUCAUGACGAGAGCUCCGCUUUAUUUUAGUUCAACAGUCAUUAGACGACGUUUGGUGACACUUCAUUAAUCUAUACAGCACCGAAAAUAGCCUACAAAAUUUAAAGCAUAUUCAGAAAAUGAAGAAAUAUGCAAAAUUUGUUUAAUGAUAUGACUUUUAAAAUUUAUUUCCUACCUUCAAUUGUUGAGUGAAUAACACCAUGCUUGUUUUAAGUUUUCAAAGUUUAAAACAAUUCUAAAGACUGUACGAUUAAAUUUUGGGUAUGACUCGUUAUGAAAAUGAAUCUUAAGAUCUAAAACGCCUCAAAUUGAUUAUCGAUUACACAAUCGAAAAAGAAAUAUUCCGACAAAUGAAGCCGAGAAUAGAAUGUGUUACUUGACCUGGGGCGCAAAUCAGUCAAAAGCUCUAUAUUUCAUUAUCGCCUACCUGUAUACAGAGCCACUUUAUUUGAUUUCAAUAUGAAAAUCUUUUAAUUAUCAAGAAUAGUGUGUGCUUUUGGAUUUUUUUUCCUUUCUGGAUUGUUUGCAAACACUGGUCUGCAUCAUUAUGAGCUGUUUGCCGUGUUGACAACCUAUUGUGGAAGGUUCUAAUCGGAUCAGCAAAUUCCGGACAUGGUUCGUUUAAUCUGUGGCGGGCGGAUUUGGGUCGGGCUUGGGUUUUGUAUAAAGAAGGUUUGAAUAGGUUACCCUGAUACAGGUGGUACAGAUCCCCAAGCUUGACACACAGCAGACGGACUCAAUUACGCCAUGCUCUACCCCCUCACUUUACCAGACAUUGCUUUUAUUUAUCACAAACACAAUUACAGAAGGAUUAUGUAACAUAUGUCGACCAUGUUUACUUCCUAGUUAUUUAUAUAACAAAGUGGAAAAUAAAGGAACACUUUUUUAUAUUCCUGAAAGUUCUGGUUCACUUUUGUAUCGAAGUCUAACCUUCACAAACUCGAUUCAAGGUUUAUUUACUUACAUACAAUAUCUGACAGUUUUACUCCACAUAAGAGCUCUUUGUCAGCUCAUUCUAUACCAAAGCGUUAAGUAGCUUUUUAUGUCAACAAAGAUAAAAAAUCUAACAAAGUAGAAAUAAUUUCCUCCCUACGGGGGCCCAACCAAUUCAGCCGACCUGAAACAAGAUACCUGUUUAUUGCCCUAUAAUAACUCGUUCCGGUUGGUUGAUGCGCUGUGACAGGCCGUUUCACAGCUUGGUGCGGUAACUCCGCCCACCAAAAAUAAACCACUCGUCGCUCCAUAUACGAGAGAAAUUAUCUGUUCUUCAUAUGUAGGUCGAAUAGGGACCGCUUUCGGUGGAGGAUAUUAUUUACAUAGUUAAAAUUUUGUGUACAAGCGAUAUAUUGGAUUUUCCCUACAUGCGAUUUUGUGUUUACUUUUAUUUUCACGUUAAACCUUUUACUCGGAAAGGAAUAUUUGAAGAAAAAAGUGGAUGUUUCACUACAAUUUUCAUACAUUAACGGGUUUGAAAAAAAGGGAAUUUUCCUUAUGCACAUGUUGUAGAUAAUAUUGAGGAUUUGGGAAGUGACAAUUGAAAGACACGCGAGGCCUAAUGUUUAGGUGCCCGGGAUAAUGACGGUCCACGGGCAGCGAUCUACAUGUAGCUCCGAGAACAAGAUGAAGAUGCUACCCUCUACCCAGAACGGGUACGUGGGCUCAGUAGUCCAUCCUCAGGACUCUGAUCUCAGUGUCAGUAGGUCGUGGAACGGGCUGGUUUUCCAGGUAUCCCCCAUUACAAUUGGACACACAAAUGGACACACUGUGGUUUCUCCCCUGUCGUGCCAGGAAAAUUACUUGGACUCACCAAGGUCCGGAACAUCCACACCAGAAAAACUAUUAGAAUCAUCGUUCGUUUCCGUGGCCAAACCUAGGUUUUCCAUUGGAGAUGACGAUGUGGAUGAAAAUUCUUAUUAUUCCCAGUUUGAGUAUUCAGAUACUGAGCAGGAAUAUGUAACGCUGGACAAUAAUUACAUCGUGUCCGCCCCUACUCCGGUGUAUACAAGACAUUUCUCCAUGCUGGACUUCAAGAGAAACCAGCUGAACAAUUCCACUAGGUCGGACAAAUCCCGACGUGUUCCUUUUAGUGCCCACAAUCAAGUGUUCAUUGACAAAAAUAAAAAUCUCGAUCAAUCAAGCAACAAGCAAAAAUCCCUAAAAAGGAAAAGUCUUAAGAAAAUCGCGGAGAACAUUGGGUCAGUGCUAAGUUUAUCCCCCCGCAAAGAUGGAAAUCCAAGGUUGUUUUCUCCCAACGAGGAGGAGGAAGUCUAUGUUAAGAAGGAAAGGAGUAAAUCUGUGGGAGACUUGGAAAUGUUUCAGGACUUUUUGGGACAGAGAACAGUAGGGGAUGGGGAAGGAGAUAGGGAGGGGCUGGGUCGGUACAGUGAGGAUGAUGUAGACGGAGACGACUUUGGUUUUCUUAGCUAUCCCUUUCCUUCCUCCUCAUUUCUCUCUGUAGCAAUGAACAAGACGAAAUCCCCCACACCCACCCACCGUAUCCUACCACGGAUACGCAGAAGCAAGACCAAGCCUCUCCCUGGGGCACAACACACGUGCAUGUGGAGUUCACAGGGACAUUGCACGUGGGCCAGCCUAAGUGGACGUAGAGUUGAACUCCGGCCAUUCUGUCUUCUGCAGAUCACGGAUGCUGAGAGACACCUUCUACAUAAGAUUGUCUUGUCUCGACUUCAGGCUCUUAAUCUCGGAUGUCCUAUAGCAAUCCCUAAAGAAUCGACCGACUGUCGGCGACCGAAGCGACAAAUAUUGUCAUUUAAGAGAAGCAAAUCAGCAAACCUAGCUUCCAUUAUCGACAAGGUGAAAUCCGACAAGGACAGCGAGAACAAAGAGCACCAACCAGUUGGUUUGGUCUUCGGAAUACCACUAGCAAAAUGCAUCGCCAACGAUAUUGACUUGCAGAAGAAAAGACGUGCUAGUAACGAAAACAAUGACGUCAUUAUUCAUUGUAGAGAACCACGGAAGUCCAGUAGCUCAUCGCAGGGUUCCAUAGAAAACAUCAAUCACAAUGGAAACACUCUGUCACCCACCUCGAUCAACAAGAGAAUACCGAGCACAGAUUCGUUGUCGGAGUCGGACUGCAGUCGACACACGACAAAUUCUAGUCUGGUCGACGCCUUGUCGCUGUCAAUAUCACGUCCAGAGAAUCUGAAGAACGACCAGCUUCUGUCCUCCUCCCAUCGGCCACACGUCCCUGAGAUAGUACAGACCUGUUUUAAGUUCCUCGAGGCUUAUGGCCUUCAAGUUCUCGGCAUUUUCCGAGUUGGUGCAUCUAAAAAGCGAGUGAAACAGCUGAGGGAGGAGUUUGAUAGUGGAAAAGACGUUAAACUGGACGAGUCCCACAACUGUCACGACGUAGGAGCAUUGCUGAAAGAGUACUUCCGGGAUUUACCGGAAGCGUUGUUAACACGUGAUCUGUACUCCGCACUUGUUGCUACACGUAAGUUGACGUCCAAAGAGACCCAAUUAGAAGCCAUUGGUUACCUUGUGUCCCUACUUCCGGUCUCAAACAGAGACACACUAUGGUCACUUCUCAACUUCCUGUCCACAGUAGAUCAACAUUCCAUGGAUAAAAUCGGAGAAGAUGGACAAACAUUACCAGGAAAUAAAAUGGAUUCCCACAACCUUGCCACUUUGUUUGGGCCAAACAUUCUACACAAAGUUAAACUAUCAGAAAAAGAAUAUCAGGUGGAGAGAUUGGAGCGAGCGGAAGAGCGCAAGGAUGUCAUUGACAUCAUCAAAGACAUGAUUGACAACUACAAUAAAAUAUUCCAGGUUCGCCCGGAAGUACAUGAUGAAGUGAUUAAAUUGUUGGUGGAGACAGACCCAGAAACCGCCGAUGAUUUGCUCAAGGCCAUGUCAAAUGAUAUGGGAAUGGAACCCGAUCCUGACACUACUUCAAGCAGCAUUUUUGAAGACAGUGAUACAGCGUCGCUGCCUCAUUCACCGUGUAGUGAAGGUGACUUUACUGCCUCCACGGCAAGGAAUAGUGCGUUACAUCCACCUCUGAGAAAUACUCAUAGUGACGAUAUAAUGACUCCCAAAACGAGGCGGAGAUUUUUCUUUUCUGGUAGUGACAGUGACAAAAGGAAAAGUAAAACUGACAAUAACAAUACGGAAAAAGAGCGACCCAAAUUCCGGUUACGCUUGGAUAGGAGUCCAAGUCCCGGAAAUAGAUCGAAAAUUAGACCACCGAAAGUGAAAAUAUCUCCAGAAAGUUCAAGUCCAGAAAUUUCAGUUCGUCGUUCUCGCCCAGAGAAAGUAGAUAGACCUCGAUCCGAAAACUAUGUAAAUCUUGCCAUUCCAAAACCAAAUUACGUCAGACAAAAUAGUGCCACAAGUUUUGGUAGUUAUGCUAAUACCUCUUCUAGUGACAGUGUACUAGAACCGGAGGUGUCUGGACAAUAUUUACUGCCAACUCCAGUUUCUGGAGAAAACACGCCAAUGUCUUCCAAGAGAGUGUCCUCGUCUCAGCGCCGGCCGUUAGGUGUUCGAAGUAAUGCGUACCCUGGCUGGGAACGCGAGCGAUGGCGGCAGUGGGAAUUGUUAGCAGCGGAGGGAGGAGACGAAGGGUUUGAGAAAGAGACUCUCGUGUGAUCAGUACGGAACUAUGCAAUUUUAUGAUAUUUAAAAUGCGUGAUAAUUGGAAAUAUACAUUUUUUCAUUAAACGGGUAAAUAUAUAUGUUCAAAUCAGUGCUCUGCAAUAUAUUUGGAAGUUAUUUCCUGUGCAAUAUGCAUUUGGAUUGAUGCAAUACGAGUAGGAGCUGUAUUUUAUUGUUUCUCGUUUUGUUUAUGCCCAUAUUGAUGUCUCUCCAUUGUGUUUCAUGAAAGCAUUGUUAGAAGUCGAGAUUUUUGUCUAUGCAGACUAGGGACAAAAAUCUGUUAUCAGAAUUCCAAAUCUUUCAAAGUGUUCGGUCAACAUAUGAAUACAAAUGUGGAGUCUUAACAGAAUAGACGAGUAUAUGUUGCCCUUUUCCGGAAAUAUUACAGAGAUCCGAUGUUCUACUAUUCAUUGUUAUAUUAAAUUGUUUAUGCUUAGUAAUUGUUUAUAAAAUCACACAAUAAAUUAUUUUAUGUACGGAUAAA
Messenger RNA from Ostrea edulis (European flat oyster), 5117 nucleotides. RefSeq lists its product as uncharacterized. The transcript is spliced from 12 exons. The coding region runs from base 1592 to 4627 and encodes 1011 amino acids. Gene Ontology annotation, biological process: signal transduction. The record is from RefSeq and is a predicted model, not a curated record. NCBI's taxonomy places the organism in Eukaryota, Metazoa, Mollusca, Bivalvia, Ostreida, Ostreidae.